GCAGCCGUGUACGGUGCGUCUCGUCCACUUGGCAACUAGUGCGCGGCGGUGCCGUAUCGCGCUACGCGCGCUGAUAUUGCCCCACUUCGACGCCGCUCCCUCAGAGUCUGGCUGCUCCCGCCGUAGGAUGCACAAGACAGCCGCGCCGCGCUCGUACUCGGUCAGACAUGUCGUACUCGCUCGUGCGUUCAGGCUCGAUUCAUGGACCACAUACACAGCCAGGACGGGCAGACAACGUCGACCUGCUCGAGGAUUCGACUCCACACCUCGAGUUCGCAGUUCCGGCCGCCUCCCGUUUGUCUAGAUGCACCGGCAGGCCUGGAUGCGAAGAGCCGUCUCGAUUUGUCCCCCACGACGGGCAGAUACGACUGCACCCGUGCAGCGCGCCAUUCAAUUGCGCAGGAGCCACCGAACACCCGAGCACCGUGCCCACCCCCAAAUCGACCUCAGGGCCGGCAACCGCCUAAUAUCCAGGACGCAUCAACGGCCACGACGGAGCACACGACGGCUGAAACGCGCGACGGGCGCGGACGCAAUUACGGCGGGCGAACGGCGCGCGACGCGGAGACUUGGGGACCAGACAAGCGGAUGCGAACUUGGUGGGGUGUAUCUCCGCGGCGCGGUGAGUGGGUUUCGUAAAUUCGUUGUGUGCGAGAUCGGCGGCUCGCGUAUCUGUCGUAUCGGUGGAAGCCCGCGGCGCAGAUGUGAGUUCGGAGAUUGUGCGACUGCGCAGGUUGCUGGGCCGUCUGAUGCGGCGUGUGAGUCGUUCAUGCGGGACUUGGUUCGCGAGGAGGUGCGCAGAGGCUAGCGUUAGGUCUCGAGAGGGACGACAUGGCCGAUGGCUCGCAUAGCUAUGUUCAUGAGGAGGUGGAAUGUGUGCGCCUGAGAGACACGGGAGCAGGGAGAGUCACGAAUAAGCCGUAAGGGCCCUUGUACAAAACUGCAUCCCGAGCGGACACUCGCCGCAAACCUUUCGCUCGAUACAGUGCACAUCUGGGCCAUAUUGUGUGCACUCGCCCGCCGAAACAAGAACCGCAUGCACGUCCUCACGUAGGAUUAUUAUAAUUUAUUGUAUGGUUUAAUCAUGGCCGCUGCCGCAUGAACACCGCGGUGGAUGCGCCAUGCACGUAUACCUUAUGAGGACGGCGCACAAUGAAGAUCACGUGGUGAAGCGGGCACACCGGUACUGCCAGACGCUCUGGGUGCGCUCGCUUCGACGGCACCGCGGCGCGAGGAAACACGCGGCCGGGAUGCGAACGGCGCAAAUGGCAAUUUCGCGUUUCCUCGACGCGUACACGACCCUGAGCACCGCACUUGCGACACAAGCGUGUUGUCUACGGAACAAGCGGGCUACUCGCCCUCCAUUCGAGUUCGUGGGCGACCCUUACGCCUUGAUGUUCUUCGCUUCCGCGAAGUUCCGCGAUGAGAUCUUCCUCGCGUACGGCGCGAAACUCAUCGGGUGGCCCGCCGACAUCGAGUUCAUCAACCCGAGCGACAUGAAGAAUCCGACCGCGAAGGUCCGCGCUCUGCUCGACGCGUGGGCGGACGGCACGAUGCGGUGGGCGUGGGUGUCCCAGGACGAGUUCAUCGCCGGGCUCUACGACAUCCGCAGUGCGUGCCCUGGCCCGCACUUCCCGAACCCCAUCCCCAAGGGCGGCCGGAACGACAUUGGGAAGCGGCGCGCGCGGGCGUCGGAUGCGGAGGCCGACAAGUACCCUCCGCGGUUCGUGCGCGACGGGCCGAAGAGCUUCAGGUUCGUGUCGGAGGAGAUGGAGGAGGGGCUGUGGCCGGUGACGACAUGGGCGAGCAUCGGGAUGAUGUUGAUCCGGCAGGGCGAGCGGGAGGACGUCGAGGACGUUGCGCGCGAGGCCUCAGCGUCGACUUCGCCCGCGGGGCAGCUGUACUGGCACGGCGAGCUGCCCGAGGACCCGAUCGAGUCCUUCUGA
Trametes versicolor FP-101664 SS1 is the source of this 1946-nucleotide messenger RNA. RefSeq lists its product as uncharacterized. Bases 1122 to 1946 code for a protein of 274 amino acids. The transcript has 3 exons. The record is from RefSeq and is a predicted model, not a curated record. NCBI's taxonomy places the organism in Eukaryota, Fungi, Basidiomycota, Agaricomycetes, Polyporales, Polyporaceae.